ACUGACGAAGCUCAAUUGCGAUUUGCUGAUGAACGUGGAUCACAUGGUCUAGGACGCCUGAAGGUUUUAAGAACUUCAUCCAAAUAAGGUUCCUUCCCUUUAUCCUUUGAUGUGCAUUCUAGUAUCCUCUAACUUCCUCAUAGAAAAAUACAGCCAAUGGAAAAGUAGGGGUUGCUCUUGCUCAUACAUUGACCUCCCAACUUCAUUGAAAGACCACCCACUUAGCCAAAACCCUUUUGCCCUUGACACUAUUUGAGCCGGUCAUGACUCAUGACUAGGGGAGUUUAGUGGGCCGGAUACGGGCUGGGCGGAACCUAAGUGAAUAUGGGUCGGGCCGUAUAAGGGUCCUUUAAUAUAUAAUAUGGGCUUUAUUUGGACCAGACUCGAUAGGCUGGCCCGGCCUGACCCGUUUUCAUAAAUAGAAAUUAUUAUUCCCCCCAUUGAUUGAUUUAUAUUAAUUUGAUUAUUAUUUAUGAAAUGAAAGCCUCAAAGAGGUUCAAGAAUGAAAAACAAAAUGAAAAUCAAGUGCAAAAUAAAUACAAGUGUUUAUGAGGUAUCUUGGAUACGUUCCCCUCAAAUGUAGUUUAUUAUAUUGAAUUCAACAAUUACAAGUAUAAUAAACCUUUCCUUAUCUUGUGAACAAUCUCUCAAGAUCACAAAUACUUAGGUAAAGUAAGAACAUUCAAGUUUUUAACAAUGCAAUAGCCUACCCUCAAUAUGUGUUUGUGGUGAUCUUUGUUCUAUGAAUGAUGUAUCCUUUUAUAAAGGAAGAAAACAUCAUUCUAGAACCACAUCAUUACUCACCUUAAACUCACAUUUACAUCACCCAAUUAACUAUGACAUUUAACAUAGCAAUAAACAUAGCAUUAACCAAAGGAAUAUAAUGCCCAUCAGUGCAAACCGUAGCUCAAAAGUCCCAAAACAACAUCCUAGGGAAAGUGCUCGAACAAGCACCCUCAUCAGAACCCACUGGAAGUUCUGAAUAAUGUGCUCGAACGAGGCACUCCCUUCUGAUACCUUCUGUUUGCUAUUUUUGUGUUGCCUCGAGCGAGCGACCUUCAUAUCAUGCCUUGCCUCGUUCAAGGCAUGGUUCCACCAUUUAGUGAAGCCUCAUUUACCUCACUUUAAGCAUCUCAUUUAUCGUUUCAAACUCAAUUCACUUACACUCGACACAUCCUCAUCGUUCCUCUCCAAAGUACAAGCUAAGGCAUGUUCGAAUAAGUGUUCAAAGUUAACGUCAUUGUUAUGGGUAUUGGUACUUGCACUUACAGUUUAUAAUAAUUAAAUUGUAAAAAUGUUAAUAAUUCCCCUUGGCAUUGUCAUUUAUAAUAAUUGUCAUGGAGCUUGUUUUUUCUAUUUAUAAAGGCUCAUUUACGGCUCUUAUUAGGCCCUUUUAUUCCUUUUUCGGUCUGGCCUUUACAAAGCCCUAUAAAAACCGACCGGAUAAGAGUUCAAAAUAGGGGCCCGGUCCGUUGAACAUCCGUACUCAUGACUCAUGACUGAUCCAUCUCCUUAUCCCUGCAUCCGUUGUGGGAUUACUUUGCUGGGAUAACUUAUACAGUUAUGCCUGUAUCCCCAUCUCUUUGUCCUUGUUAAUAAAUGACAAAAAUGUGUUACUUGUUUCUAUGAUAAUAGAACUCUCAUUCACUGUGUUUUCUUCAUAAUUUUUCAUUAAUAGUUAAUUAAUACCACAUUUUUUUAUAGGUAAUAGAUGAGAAUUAAUUUUGUGCUGAAAAAUUGAUGAUUAGAGUAAGAUAAACAUUGUCAUCAAUCUUGUUAAGUAGAUUUUUUAAUUUUCAUAACCAUUCUCACCCGUUAAUACUAAUAACCAAAUGGGCUGUAAAUGUAUAUAUAACCUUAAUGUAUAUUGUAAUUAUUUUGUACAAUUUGCAUUAAGUAUGAAUUCAUACUCUUACGGCCUGUUUAGUAAUAUGAAUUAAAUGGUGGAAAUUAUAAUGGAAAAGUAGUAUGAUUUUAGUAGGAAAUUCUCUUGACAAGUUAAAUGCUUAUACAUGUUGUUCUCCAAUUAUCUCAUUUUUUUCAUAAAACUCAUUCCUAUGCGUUACCAUAUGAAAAGGUGGUAUUAGGUGACAAUAGUAUUCUUUUAGUAGGAAAUUCUUUUGGCAGGUUAAAUGAUCAUUUUUGAUGUUCUCCAAUAGAAAAUUGUAAACAAACAAUCUUUUUUAUGAUCAAAAUUUCAUUAUCAUGGAAUAACAUGGUAUAUUUCAUGAAAAUUUAUACUCACUUUACCAUCGUUUGGUACGAACAACCAAACGGACCGUUAAUAUUUUAUUAUUAGUUGUAAUAGGAUGAGAAAAUAUUUAAAUUGUGGAUAAAAUUUCAAAAAUUAAUUAUAUAUAUGCAUAAGAAUUAAAGAGUUCCAGAUCGAAUUCAAAAUAGAAUGUGGUAAAUCCUAUGAAAGAGCUUGAAAUAAGAUAUACUAGUAUUACACGACAAACUCCAUGAGAUCUUUUGUUACAUAUUGAAACUACCGUUAUAGUAAUGUGGAAGAUCAAAAAGGAACGGAGGGAGUAUUUUGUAAAAUAUUAUAAGUAGAUAUUAAGAAUAAUGUAAAUAGGUAUUAAAAAUAUAAUAAAUAAAUAUUAAUAUUUAAUAAGCUGAACUUAAAAUACAAAAUACGAACUAGCUCAUUAAAAGUGUUACCCUCAUUUCAAGACAGUGAAUACAACACGAGUAAUGUCGGGGGAUAUUAAAUGAUUUGAGCGACAAAUAUACACCACUAAUACCCAUAUGACAAAGGUGCUUAUCAUAUAGAUAUUCUGAUUAAAUCUGAAAAUGAUCAGUUUUGUGAGGCCCACAUAUCUUGAUGGGACCUACUAGUAUUUGUUUUUUAAUAAAAAAUUUAAUACAAAAAAAUUGAUUUUUUUAUAUACAAAUUGGGAGUUGGAUGUAUCUUGAUGAGAAAACUCUGUUAUAUUUUGAUUAACUCUUGAUGUUAAACAUUAUAUUUAAUUCGAACUUGUGUAAUUUACGAAAGGAAAAAAGCUAAGGAAUGUUUCUAGGGCGUCUUGUUAAUAAGAAUAAGAAUAUUUUAAAAACAUAAAUUAGGAAUUAAAAUAAAGAUAGAUAUAAUAUAAUAUAUUUUGAUGUGUGAUUUAAUGAUAAAUUUUAAAUUUUAUGAUUUAAAUGUUUUAAAUUCACAUAUAAUGUAAAAUUUAAGUUAGUAAAUUUCUAAAAUUAUAAUUACAAUUACUCUCAUAUUAAAAAAUCACAAUCUUUGUGCAAGUUAUUAUCUUUAUCAUUUAGGAGUAUUUUUAAAUCCUUCCUACUUUUAGCUUUAAAUAAAAACUGCAAUAAAUGAAUUGCCCAUGGUUGAAAAUAGGCAUGGAUAGGAAUACAUAAUAAUAAUACUAACGUAAUUGAUAGAUUUUUUAUAAUAAUUCUUAAAAUUAAUAAUUAUUUAUUCGUAUAUUAAAAUUGUAACUUUAUGCAAAUUUAUGGGUGAGUUUGUGAGAUUAUUUUAUCAACAACUACUUUAUUGACAUGAUUACAUGACUUAAAAAUUCAAUCAAAAUAAAAUUCAAAUCUUAUUAGUUAUCUCAGUUGGAACAAGUAUUAUGUGUUUUAGGCAAAGUCAUAAGAUAAAAUAUUAUCUAACUUUCCUCCCCUAAGCCUUAAAUAAUUAAAAGAAAAUCUAUCAAGAUAUUGAUAACGUUAUUGUGUCCACAUUCUAAAAUCAACAAAUCAUGAUAUUGAUGACAUUACUGAAACAAUCAUUCCAAAAAUAUAUACAUAGUUUCUAAAAAUUCACAAUUGAUACUCCCUAUGUUCCUGAAAGGUUGAUUCCACAAUGAAUACAUACUUUCAUUAAUAAAAAUCUUUUUGAUGGUGAAUAUAUUAUUAUAUUUUAAAUUUUAAUAUAUUUGAUGGAAGAAAAUAGUAGACUAUAAGCGAUUAAAUAAAUAUAUCGUCAUAUUCAAUAUUUGCUUGUUAAAUACUAAUCAUUGUUCAGUCUUAAUACGUGUUGUAUCCUUAAUCUAUAAAUUAAAACAUAGUCAAGUGGAAUUUUGAUUUUCCUCUCAAUAUAAAUUUUAUUGAUAUUAACUUUUUAUAUUUUUUAAUAUUAAUUGAUCAUAAUUAGAAAUUAUUACGAUUAUAAUGCAUUGGGUAGAACGCAAAAGGCCAAUGAGACAAUAAUAGAGAAUAGGAAAAAGUAUUAAAAUAAAAUUGGUGGAGAAAAUAUAGAAAUCAUAUAAUAACUAUUAAAUAAUGGAGUAUUUAAUUAGAUAGGGAGAAACAUAUGGGGACGAAAAUGUUAAAACCAUGUUGAUGGAAAAUAUGUGAGAACCAUAAGUGUUAUUAAAUUAUUAAAAUGAAAAUGAACAAGGUUAAUUAUGUUUAAAAUUUGUAAUAUAAUUAGAAAAAUUCUUUAGGAGAAAAAUAAAUAGAACUUCAAAUCUUUUAAACUAAUAAAUGGGAACAACUCUAAGAAACUAAGGAAAUAUAGUGUAUGAUUAUUGAAUUUCUAAAAUUAUCAUUAUAAAGAGAUCUCUCACACUGACAGCAAACCAGUCAUUACAUAAACCAAACCAUUCCAUGCUUCAAGCCAUACUUCAACCAUUGAUCUUAAACCAAAUUUGCAAAACCAAAUACAAGCAAUGAGUUCAUCCCCCUUCAAUGAAGAAGAAACAAAGCAACUUCUAGAAGCACAAGCUCAUAUACACAAACAUAUUUUCUACUUCCUUAACUCCAUGGCUUUGAAAUGUGCACUUCAACUUAAAAUUCCAGACACCAUACAUAAACAUGGCGAACCCAUGACUCUUUCUGAGUUAGCCUCAUCGCUUUCGAUUCACUCGAGCAAGGUUCCUUCCCUUUAUCGCUUAAUACGUUUUCUAGUAUCUUCCAAAUUCCUUGAAAAGAAAACAUUAACCAAUGGAGAAGAACGAUUUUCACUCACUUUAAGCUCUAAACUUCUUUUAAAUGAUCAUCCCUUAACCCUGUCUCCCUUUGCUCUUACAUUACUCGAUCCUGCACUUGUUAACCCGGCUCAUCAUUUGAGUAGUUGGUUCGAAACCGAGGCUAAAUCUUCAUUCCAUAUUGCUAAUCAUGGAAUGAGUUUUUGGGAACAUGCUAGCCUUAAUCCUGAAUUUAGUGAUUGUUUUAACCGAGCAAUGGAAUGUGAUUCUCGAUUCGUUACGAGCUUAUUGGUGACUAACAAGGAGUUUAGAGGCUUAUUUGAUGGGAUUGAAACGUUAGUUGAUGUCGGAGGUGGUAAUGGGACUACUGCUAAGGCCAUUAGUGUGGCAUUUCCAUGGUUGAAAUGUAGUGUGCUUGACAUGCCUCAUGUGGUUGCAGGGCUACAAGAACAGGAGAAUAAUGUUAUGUUUAUUGUUGGUGAUAUGUUUCAAGCUAUUCCCUCUGCUGAUGCUAUCUUACUCAAGUGGAUACUACAUGAUUGGGGUGAUGAAGAAUGUAUAAAGAUAUUGCAAAGAUGCAAAGAAGCAAUAGGGAAGAAGCAUGGAGGUAAAGUGAUAAUCAUAGAUAUGGUAAUGGACAUUCAAAGUGAGGAUGCUAAUAGUAAUAACAUCUCUUCUACUCACAUUCUCUUUGACAUGGAGAUGAUGUCCCUUAAUGGCCAAGGUAAAGAAAGGACUAAACAUGAAUGGGAAAAUCUCUUCAUUCAAGCUGGCUUUAAUGCCUAUCAUAUUCUUCCUAUCUUGGGUUCAAGAUCUGUCAUUGAAGUUUUUCCUUAGAAUGGGACAAGGACAUGCAUGAUGCAUAUUGUCAAAAUAAUCGGUUGUCUCAUUUUUUUAUUUAGUAACCUUUUUUUCUUACUUUGUCUUCAUGAAAUUUAACUAUUUACACAAUUAUUAUUGAAUUAUUUGUUUUCCGUACUCACUCCGUUCUUUUGCUUUUCUUUAUUAGUAAUAUAAUGUAAAUACAAUACACUUAUUUGUAUUCCCUUGUGUGUAUGGCGAUGAAAUUCUUUGCUUUGUUGAUCACCGAUUGGACUGAACUUGAAGAUUAGUUGCAACAAUAUGUAUCACUCGAAAACUUGAUACUUUGUUGUAGGCAUAUGGAAACUAAUCUAUUAUGAUAAUGCUCCCACAAAAGUACUAGGAAAUGCGUUUGAAAUUCACAAUGAAAUACAAAUAACACUAGAUACUUAGUACUACGUGAAUAGAAUGAAAUGAUUUUGUGACUUUUGUAGAUUAUGAAAAUAGAAAAUAGAGUUUAUAACUCUUUGGAUAUUCACGCAAAGAAGAGAAAGACAAUUAUGAACAUUCUAAAGAGAAGAAGAGAAACUAGAAAAUGAUUUUAAACAACUAUUCCCAUACGUGCAACCCUUUAUUUAUAAUAGAGAUUGCAUGCAUUCAUCCCAACAUUUCAACCAUAAAACUGACGUGAUCGGUGUACAAACUUAAUGGAACAAUUCUGUUCACCAGUGUA
This is a messenger RNA of Amaranthus tricolor (Joseph's coat), 6411 nucleotides long. Its product is annotated as trans-resveratrol di-O-methyltransferase-like. Gene Ontology annotation, biological process: methylation. The transcript is spliced from 2 exons. The record is from RefSeq and is a predicted model, not a curated record. The coding region runs from base 4620 to 5714 and encodes 364 amino acids. Lineage: Eukaryota; Viridiplantae; Streptophyta; Magnoliopsida; Caryophyllales; Amaranthaceae. Gene Ontology annotation, molecular function: protein dimerization activity; O-methyltransferase activity; S-adenosylmethionine-dependent methyltransferase activity.